This is a messenger RNA of Petromyzon marinus (sea lamprey), 1841 nucleotides long. RefSeq names its product histidyl-tRNA synthetase 1 (gene HARS1). The record is from RefSeq and is a predicted model, not a curated record. Gene Ontology annotation, molecular function: identical protein binding; histidine-tRNA ligase activity; RNA binding. Gene Ontology annotation, cellular component: mitochondrion; cytosol. Gene Ontology annotation, biological process: histidyl-tRNA aminoacylation; mitochondrial translation. Lineage: Eukaryota; Metazoa; Chordata; Hyperoartia; Petromyzontiformes; Petromyzontidae.
GGAGUCGGGGAGGGGGUGGAGUCGGUGCCGUGGUGUCUGCUGGGCGCGCGUGGAGCCGGCACUGGGAGUCGCAACGUCGUGCGAGUCAUGGCGGACAGCUGCGAGGAGAAGAAGGCCGCGGUGGCGGACGCCGUGAAGGCGCAGGGCGAGGUGGUGCGGAGGCUCAAGGCGGAGAAGGCGAGCGGCCAGACGAUUUCAGAAGAAGUAAAAAAACUUCUCUCCCUGAAGGAGCAGCUGGGCCUGGAGGAAGGAAAGCACACAUUUGUGCUCAAAACCCCAAAGGGAACGCGGGACUAUGGGCCCCGCCAAAUGGCCAUCCGUGAAGCAGCCUUCAAGGUCAUCGUGGACACCUUCAAACGCCAUGGGGCUGAGACCAUCGACACACCCGUUUUUGAGCUCAAGGAGACCCUUACGGGAAAGUACGGAGAAGACUCGAAGUUGAUUUAUGAUCUCAAGGAUCAGGGAGGGGAACUACUUUCUCUGCGAUACGACCUAACUGUCCCGUUUGCCCGUUACCUGGCCAUGAACAAGGUGACGAACAUCAAGCGCUACCAUGUGGGCAAGGUGUAUCGCCGUGACAACCCGGCCAUGACGCGUGGACGCUACCGCGAGUUCUACCAGUGUGAUUUUGAUAUUGCUGGACAAUACGACCCUAUGAUUCCGGAUGCCGAAUGCCUGAAGAUCGUCCAUGAAAUCCUGACAGAGCUCAAUAUUGGUGACUUCAUUAUCAAGGUGAAUGAUCGGCGCAUCCUGGACGGGAUGUUCGAGGCGUGUGGCGUGCCCUCUGAGAAGUUCCGCACCAUCUGCUCGUCCGUCGACAAGCUGGACAAGACCCCGUGGAGUGACGUGCGAGCCGAGAUGGUCGGGGAGAAGGGGCUCGACCCGGAGGUGGCCGAUCGCAUUGGGCAGUACGUCCAGAAGCACGGUGGCCAGGCCCUGGUGGAGGAGCUGCUGCAGGACUCCGUGUUGGGCCCCAAUGCCGCCUGCAAGGCCGGCUUGACUGACAUGCGCCUGCUGCUGGGCUUCCUGCAGAUCAUGGGCAUCACGCAGCAGGUGAGAUUUGACCUGAGCCUGGCGCGAGGACUUGACUAUUACACGGGCGUGAUCUACGAGGCCGUGCUGCUGAGCGGAGGUGACCCCCAGACCGGGGAGGAAGGGGGCGAGGGGGGCGUGGGCAGUGUGGCCGGGGGGGGGCGCUACGACGGCCUUGUGGGGAUGUUUGACCCCCGGGGGCGGCGCGUGCCCUGCGUGGGCGUCUCCCUCGGAAUCGAGCGCAUCUUCUCCAUCCUCGAGGCGAAGCAAACAGAUGUGCGCACGACCGAGACGCAGGUGCUGGUGGCGUCGGCACAGAAGGAUUUGCUGGAGGAACGGCUCAAGCUCAUCACGGAGCUGUGGGGUGCCGGCAUCAAGGCGGAGAUGUCCUACAAGCGGAACCCCAAGCUGCUGUCUCAGCUGCAGGUCUGCGAGGAGAUGAAAAUCCCCUUCGUCUGCAUCGUCGGCCAUGCCGAGUUGGAGGCUGGGGUCGUGAAACUCCGCACUGUGCUCACCCGCAAUGAGGAUUCCAUUCCACGGGACCAACUGAUUGAGGAAAUUCGAAAACGCACAUGGUGUUCACCAUCGCCACAAUAAUCUUCACCACCACCAUCUAAACUACCAUCAUCAUCAUUACAAUCACCAUCAUCACCCCCACUAUUAACUUCGCAACCACCAUCAUUGCCAUCACCUUCACCAUUGCUACCAUCUUCUGUAACGUGCUUGUGGUGGCCAUGUAAGAUGUUUCUGUGUCCUGCCAUGUGCAGCGAUGAGGGGUGACGAGAAAUAAAAAGGCAGCCUAACCCGAA